CGCGGGAGCCCGUGCGUCCAGCAGGGUCGGCCCCGUAGCCAUUAACCGGAGACAAGGCGCCAUGUUGGUCGUGGGCGCGCCCGGGAUUAUCUCCUAAUUUUUGCCACAUGAAUGAGAACUUGAAUUGUUUAGUGCAAAACUCAAGUUGUCAACUAUGGAUCUCAGUGUCAGAGUCAGCCCAGUGCUGUGAACAACGGGUCUUUAACCUCUGAUGAGGCCGUGGAGGAGGAGGAGAGCACGGAGGCUGCACAGCCCACCCCAGCUGAAGAAGCAUCGGGUGAAAACAGCAACUCAAAUGCUGUUAUGGAUCUCUCUGGAAAUAUUCCAGCUUCCAACAAGAGACUCAGGGAGGGUGAGGAAGAUUCUGAAGUGUCAGGUGAAUGUGAGGCUCCGCCCACAUCCCGGCCAAGGCUCACAGAGGCUUCAGAAACAAACAACACUGCCAACCACAUCAACGACAACCACCAACCAGCGAUAGACCUUACCGAUGAUGCCCCAAAGGUGAACGGAAUCAGUAACGGCUAUGAGAGUGACAGCAAUGGUGUUAAUGAAGAUGACGAGAUGCCCCCUGUGCCGCCCAUCAAGGAGCUGAGCCCAGAGGAGCUGGCAGAAAAGAUGAAGCUGGUGCGUCGACUGCAGGUAGAGCUUCGCAAUGAGGAGAUGAAGCUGGUACUCCUCAAGAAGGUCAGGCAGUCCCAGAUUAUGAAGGAGAACGUGAGUGCUACAGCCAAUGAUGCCAAGGCAGCUCUGACGAAGCUGCCUUCUAACACCACGGCCACAAAGCUACCCCCAACACAGCCACCACCCCUCAUUAAACAUGAACUGGGACCCAAGGCACUACCCUGACAAGCACCGCCGGCAGCAACGGCUCCAGCAGUAACAAGUCGGGCAGUGGAGGCAACAGUGGCAGCUCGAGUAACCUGAUUUCGGGUCUGCCAGCCAAUCUCAACUUGCCGUUCAACCUGUCGCGUGAGGUGGAGAUCAUCCGCAAGGAUUCACCAGCUUCAUCAUCAUCCCCUGGGCCUGGCCCUCGGGACUCCCCUUCACAGGUGUCCAUCUCCAAGGUGCGGACGUCCACCCCUCACAUCUCACACCCAUCAGCCGACCGUGUUCUCAUAAAGAGUUGAGGACAACCUUCACACACCAGCUCAACGCCAAGCAGCUGCUCGUCUUGCACUACGAAAACAGUUGGAGAAAACACUUUUGAGGAUUCCUCCCCCCAAGCCACCUCCCCCAGAGAUGCACUUCAUUCCAAACCCCAACAAUACAGAGUUUAUUUACCUGCUGGGCAUAGAACAGUGUGUGGAGCAUAUUUUGCUGAAUGGGAAGAUGCAAGACCCACACCCAACACCCUUCGUCUGCACUCAGUGCGGCACUGAUUUCACCCCAUCGUGGAAAUGGGACAAAUCCUCCAUGAAAGGAAAGGGUGAGGAAAACGUCAAGGGUGAAGAAGCUGGAGGUGUAAAGGUGGUGUGUGAGUUGUGUGUGACCACCAACAUUAAACAGGGACUCAAACAAGAACACACAAACCGCCUGAAAGCGGCAUUUGUCAAAGCCCUGCAGCAAGAGCAAGAGAUUGAGGCCCGGAUGGCGCAGGCAUCACCCCAACCAGAUUUAUCCAGUGCAUCAGUAUCCAUGACUCCUGUCACAGCAUCCAUACCCUCUCCUUCAGCCCGCCUCCCUGCCAGUGUUUCAGUGACAGCCGUGAAGUCUGACUACAGCCACGGGGCAAGGCCCUCCAGCCAUCGCUCCUCACCCUCUGUGGCGGCGCAGCUUCAACUGCGUGAACGUGAACAACGUGAAAAGGAAAUGUUCUUGCCACCAGGUCUUAGUAAGCAACAGAAAGAACAGUACAUGCAAAGCAUGACAGCAGCAGCUGCUAUGGCUGCUGCUAUGUCUAAUCCAGCUGCCCUUCAACAGCUCCAAGCUGCACAACAACAGCUGCUUAGAAUGCAAGGUAUCCAACAAUUACAACCGCACAUAUUAGCCCCAUAUUUACUAGGGCCUUACAAUCCAUUUGGCAUUGGUCAGCUGCAACAACUGAUGGCUGCAUCUGCAGCUCAGCUAGGUGGUGUUCCCCCUACUUCUUCUGCACCCUCAACUUCUGAGGUUCACCGCCAGUACCUAUUGGACAUGAUCCCAUCAGGUGGCCUACACAGCCAGCAGUCUCACUCCAAGUGGAAGAGCUGAUGGGCAGGCGCCUGUCCAGCCUCCCUGUCAUCAGCUCCCACCAGCUCGUGUCAGUAUUGGUGAUGGGACAAUGCUGCUGCUGGUGGACAGUGGGACAAAGGACCCUCAGUGACAGUGACUCAGUGUGUUCAGCCUAGCUCUGGCCCACCUACCUGUUAUUGCAGUGUUCGUGUCAUGGCUGUAGCUGGGCCAUGUUGCACCUGGGGUUCCUAGUCACUUUAGGAUAAGGAAGCUCUCUGUGAUGUGACCAGUGGAGGAAGGGUGCUGUUGGUUCAGCGGUGGCGAGCCCUUCAACCGUGGCGCCAGCAACCAGGGUGGUCGCCUGGUGAGCAGUGUCUGGUUGCUGUCAUGGAGUUGGCCACCCAUGGAGAAAAAACAAAAAACAAAAAAAUUCUGAGGAGUCUAAAUGGAGAGUUUCAGACACUGGAUGGAAGGCAUCAUCAUUCACAGAAACCGAGACGGUGAGGAGGUAGCCUGACUCCUGGACUACUGGCAAGGCAACAAUAGGCAACCUUCCAUAGUUGAAUAGUAGUGAAUGACAGUUAAACGGUAUUACAUGACCACAUCCCUAAUUUAUUUCUGUUGUCAUUUGUUGUUCAUUACGGUGCAAGGGAAUGUCUUUUCUUCACCAGUUAAUCUGUAUUGUUACAUAGUUGUAGGGUGUCAUGGGACAUGGAGCAAAGGUCGAGUCUUAGUCCUUGCCUGGUUGUGUCUCCUGGCUGCAUCUAUGGGUCUCGCAUGGUCUAGUUUCAUUAGAGUAAUAGCGACACAAAGGUAAUGCAACAAACCAAGGUACUUUCCCUGCACUGUUCAUUUGUUCUUCAUGUGAUAUUUUACUUUUUUUUCAAACCUUUGUUUUAGCACAAAGGUGGACAGAAUCGCACAAAUUGACCAGUAUGUGCUGCUCCCAAACCAGACUGUUAAGUUCUAUUGGAGUCCGAGCAGCAGCAACAUAAUUUGCGAUUGGGAUCAAGUAAUCUCAUUGAAAAGGCAUUUGUUUGCCAGGAACCGGGUCACCCUCUCAGAGAAGGGCUGAUAAUGUCACAUGAGCCACCAUUUUCAUCCAUAACAUGAAAUUGCCUAAUACAUGCCAGUGGAACAGGACAGAUUACCAGAAGGUUGAAGCAUUUAUUAUGUAGCAAUUCUCUUUUUUAAAAAAGAGGGUGAGUUUAGAGUGUUAUGUACAAAGUCUUAAUUGGAUGUGAUAUAACCAGAGUUUAUUGCAUCAUUACCUUUUUUUGUUGAAUGUUUACAUACAGAUACUGUAUUAAGGAAAGGCUUCUUUUAGAAAAAAAUAUCUUUGCCCUGUAUUAUAGACAUUUUUCGAAGGAAAAUUCACCAAGAAGCCUUUACUUUUUAUAUCUUCAUUAUUGUUUAGAAAAAAGCAAUACAAUUUACUUUUCUAUGGUCUCCAUAAUAUUCAUAUCUAAUUUUCCUCCCCCCCCCCAAACAUUUUUUUUCCACAAAAGGACGCAAGGGGUGUUCGGUUAGCUCUCCUGAGGGUCCUGGUUUCUGGCCAUGCCGAUACCCAGGAGAUUCCAGUUCUCUGUUCAAGUCUUUAUAAUUGUCAUCACUCCAGUUUUCAUAGCCAUGGCUGAGUUUCAGAUUCAUGUAGGCUAGUGUUUUCACUUCAUAAGUAAGAUAAUAGGGCCUUUUUCAAUAAAGAUCUGAAAAAUCGAAAAAAAA
Penaeus monodon (black tiger shrimp) is the source of this 3876-nucleotide messenger RNA. It is a transcript of the gene simj, whose product is annotated as inner centromere protein A-like. Lineage: Eukaryota; Metazoa; Arthropoda; Malacostraca; Decapoda; Penaeidae. The record is from RefSeq and is a predicted model, not a curated record. Gene Ontology annotation, cellular component: NuRD complex. Gene Ontology annotation, biological process: negative regulation of transcription by RNA polymerase II.